Molecule: messenger RNA, 820 nt
Organism: Emiliania huxleyi CCMP1516
Lineage: Eukaryota; Haptophyta; Isochrysidales; Noelaerhabdaceae
Exons: 9
Source: RefSeq, a predicted model, not a curated record
GUGCCCCCCUCCCGGCAAACACGCCGCGCGGGAGGGCACCGAGCCGCACGCCUCGCCGUCUCCCCUGCACGCCGCCAGCCCAGCCGCUUCCCCCCCGGCCGCAUCGCGCAUGCCGCCGAGCUGCAGCAGGGAGAGCCGCACGCGCUCCUUCGCCGCGGCAGAGACGCCCGACUCGACCGCCCUGCUCUCCCCCGGCUCUCUCUCCGGUGGCUCGGGGGGCGCCACCGACGCCGACGCCGCGCCGGCGAGGCGAGAGCGGAAGGACAUCGGGGCUUCUGUUGGGCGGUCGGAGAGGCCCUGCGGCUCCGCAGCCGCGGCCUCGGCGAUCUCGGCGACGGACGAGGAGGGCAGCGAUGUGAGAGCGGACGCCUCGACGCGGAGGAGUGUGCCGAAGUCGCCCCCGCCCGCCAGCAGCGGCAACGCGCUCGCCGCGCAUUCUGCCGGCUGAGCGCGCGGCGCGAGGUGAGGGUAACCUGCUCACACGUGCGCCUCGGUGAGCAGCGCCGGCGCGCGGCGUGUGGAGGAGCUCGCCGCGAGAGGAAAGCGUGGCCUUCCUCUCCCUCGCCAGCCGGAACGGGUCGAGCUUGCGCCGGCUCGCAAUGACGGCGACCAGCGGCUCUCCCUUGACAAAGACUGCGAGGGACUUGACUGGCAAGCACCCCGCCGGCUCCGCCUCGGACGUACGGACGAGGGACGCACGAGCGGCCAGGCCAAGCUUGUGUAGGGCGACCUGCACGUCCGCGGCACCAAGAGGAGGAGCGGCGCCCUCCUCGCCCUUCGCCAAGCCGGCGGCCGCCUCGGCGGCGACUGCUUCCGCUUG